UUUGUAGACGCAGACGGAUAGAACAUAACAACCAAUGCACGCGCCGGUACCUUACCUGGUCAGACGAGGGACGAAGCAAUAAUUUUUUGAAAAAGUAAUUGGUUGCAUGCUCCAACGAAAGUCAAAAUAGUCAAGGAAAUAUUUGUGCUGUUUUGAUGCUGCUUGCUUUCAAAUUGAAACUUUUGAAAAAGAGCUUAGUAGCCAGCUAGCUAGCCUGGCUGUCAAGGACUAUUUUUUGGACAUCCGAAGCAUUAUUUUAUUUCAGAUAGCUACGCUACUAUAAAGACUAUAAAUUUAGGCAAGUAUGGCAGUUGACCAAGAUAAAGCAAAAAGAAUUUUAGCAGGUUUUAAAUUAAAUUGGAUGAAUUUACGUGAUGGUGAUACUGGAAAAAUUAUGUGGCAAGGAAAUGAAGACUUAUCUGCCGCUGACUUUGAGCAUGAAGCUCGAGUCCCGAAGCGAAUAUUAAAGUGUAAAUCAGUGUCCAGGGAAAUCAACUUUUCUUCCAAAGAAGAAAUGCAAAAGUUCAAAUUAGAGCAAAGAGUGAUGUUCAAGGGAAAAUGUUUGGAAGAGUGGUUUUUUGACUUUGGUUUUGUAAUUCCUGAUUCAACGAAUACAUGGCAGUCUCUAAUAGAAGCCGCACCCUCUGAUCAAAUGAUGCCUGCUACUGUGUUGAGUGGGAAUGUGAUUAUCGAAACGAAAUUUUACGACGAAGACCUUCUAGUGAGCACGUCACGUGUCCGCUUGUUUUACGUGUAACCUUGGUAACAUCGCUGACCUCGUCAUGCGCACUAGAGAAGCAUUAUGCAGUGAUUAUCAGAUUAUUUGCAAGUGUUUUUGAAGUUUGAUUGAUAAGAGUACUAUUUUCGUAUUUAGCGUUAUGUGUAUUUUCAAAAUCCAUAGAACGCCUGUCACAAACAGACAGGAGUGGCUUUCUCGUGAGAUGUGUGCUUUUUUAUCUAUAAACCAUUGAUUUUUAUUUCCAUCCUAUGCGAAUGAGUGACAAUUCAAAAAAAAAUUAAAUUAUCAAAAUGCAUGGGUUGGUUAUUCGCCUGUGUGUUGAUUUUUAAAGUGGGUCGUCAUUCCAGGAGGAUAAUUUCAGACAUAAAAAGUUUGAAACUGGUACUAUUUCAAAUGUUAACAGUUCCUGCUGUUUUGUUGCUACGAUAUUUUUCACGACUUUCGCUUUUAUAGGAAGGGCGCUAAAUUGAUGAUGAUGUGUCGUUUCGUUUUUUCUUGUUCGUCUACAAAAAUGCGCUUCUUCCAGUAUUUUUUGUAAUGUGUUAAGUUUGAGAAUAGUUUAAGGUGGAUACGUGUUGUAAAAUUAUGGUGGAAACGUUUUUUAAAACUUCAUGUAUAUAAUUUUGACGUUGUUGACAUUGGCAUGCCAGAUUGGCGACAAUUUGCAAAUUCUCUGUAAAUUUUGUAGCUGUCAUGAUUAUCAUAUAUUAAGUUAAUCUCAGAUCAAUUUGUUAAUGACAUAAGAAAGUGUAUUGUAGUCAGACGAAGGUCCAACACAAUUCUGAAAUUUUAGGAGAAACGCACUUUACAUACAUGUUUUGAUCAAGAAAAUUGAAAAGGGAGUAUUUCUGUCAAACCCAGGCUUGUGAUAUAUCAGCAGUAUAUUUUUAUUCGUAUGAUUAUGUUGAUGAUUUUCUCUUUAAUGAAGAGACUUCUUUUUCUUGAUUGUGAAUAGUUGUAAUUUAUUGAUCUGGUUAUAUAAAGUAUGUCUACAACUUGUA
This is a messenger RNA of Hydractinia symbiolongicarpus, 1740 nucleotides long. Its product is annotated as retinal rod rhodopsin-sensitive cGMP 3',5'-cyclic phosphodiesterase subunit delta-like. The transcript has 6 exons. Bases 305 to 757 code for a protein of 150 amino acids. Gene Ontology annotation, cellular component: cytoplasm. The record is from RefSeq and is a predicted model, not a curated record. Lineage: Eukaryota; Metazoa; Cnidaria; Hydrozoa; Anthoathecata; Hydractiniidae. Gene Ontology annotation, biological process: sensory perception of light stimulus.